Molecule: messenger RNA, 1286 nt
Organism: Benincasa hispida (wax gourd)
Lineage: Eukaryota; Viridiplantae; Streptophyta; Magnoliopsida; Cucurbitales; Cucurbitaceae
Source: RefSeq, a predicted model, not a curated record
AAAAUUUGGAGAUGGUUGGGAAGACACUGCCAAUUUCUUCCAAAAACCCCAAUUCAAAUCAAAACAUGGCUUCGAAGAGUGUGGCUUCCGCUUCUUCCAUUGUUUCAGUUUCUUCCAAAGGGCUUUUGUUUCAACGCCGGCUUCACACCUUCCUACAGAACUGCAGAACAGGUAAGAUUACCCCAACUGAAGCAUUACAUUUCUUUGACCUAAUGAUGCACUCCAGUCCUACUCCUCCAUUUAGGUUGUAUAUGCCUGAUGUGGUUACUUAUGGGACUUUAAUCAAGGAGCUCUGUCGAACGGGGAAUGUUAACAUUGCACUUAAGUUGCAUCAAGAAAUGCUCAAUGACACUGGUCAAUAUGGGAUUAAUUGUAAGCCUAAUGUUAUUUGCUAUCAUAUAAUUAUAGAUGGACUUUGUAAGUUUUGUUGUAGUGGAAACUGGAAGGAGGCUAAACGUUUGUUAAAUGAGAUGGUGGAUCAAGGUGUUCAACCAAACGUGGUCACAUUCAAUGUGUUGAUUGAUAUGUUUUGCAAGGCAGGAAAGGUUAUCAAGGCUAAGGAAUUGCUAGAGUUAAUGACUCACAGAGGUACCCUUCCUGAUUUGUUUACUUAUAAUUCACUGAUUGAGGGGUUUUGUUUGGUUGGUGACCUAAAUGGUGCCAAUGAGCUAUUCGUUAGUAUGCCAAGCAAGGGAUGUGAACCUGAUGUGAUUAGCUACACUGUGUUAAUCAAUGGGUAUUGUAAAUCCUUGAAGGUGGAAGAAGCAAUGAAACUUUAUAAUGGAAUGCUUCAAGUGGGAAAGAGGCCAGAUGUGAAAACAUAUGGUGCCUUGUUAACAGGGCUUUUUCUGGCAGGUAAGGUUGGUGAUGCAAAGAAACUAUUUGGUGUCAUUAAAGCUUAUGGUAUUCCCGAAGCGGGGAAACUUGAAACUGCUUGGGAGCAAUUCGAAAAACUAUCCCAGGAAGGUCUUCAACCAGAUGUUGUGACUUAUUCCAUUAUGAUCCAUGGGUUUUGUAAAGGGGGACAAGUAGAUAAAGCAAAUAUUUUAUUUCAGAAGAUGAAAGAAAACGGUUGUACUCCCAACAUAAUUACGUAUAGUACCCUUUUGUGUGGUUUCUGCGAGAGUAAUAAAUCAGAUGAGGUGGUUCAACAGAUGGUUCAGAAGGAUGUGUUGCCAGAAGCUGGCAUUUGCACCAUAGUCGUAGACAUGGUUUGCAAAGAUGAAAAAUAUCAAGAAUGUCUAGACUUGCUUCGAAAGUUUCCUAUCCAAAAGCGGCAACGCUGA